Ramularia collo-cygni is the source of this 1446-nucleotide messenger RNA. RefSeq lists its product as uncharacterized. Lineage: Eukaryota; Fungi; Ascomycota; Dothideomycetes; Mycosphaerellales; Mycosphaerellaceae. The coding region runs from base 1 to 1446 and encodes 481 amino acids. The record is from RefSeq and is a predicted model, not a curated record. The transcript is spliced from 3 exons.
AUGAGGAGCAUGGAAAACAAGGCCGAGAUCGAAGAGCAAGAUGAGACGUACCAUAUGCUCAACGCUACGUUGACUAGCCAUCGGAACCGCCCAGACGAGUGGGACUGUUCCUUCAAACAUGGACCACCGAUUCCUCCUCCACCAAUGGCACGAGAUGUUGAGGAAGAACAUCGGAAGCGACCAUCUUCCUCGUCUUCCUCAUCUUCCUCAUCUUCCUCGUCUUCCUCGUCUUCUUCGUCUUCGCUCUCGACCUCRCUCUCAGCUUCAGUUUCAACUUCAAUCCCAGUAACGACAGAGACUAUGUCGUCAAACGGUUCCUCUACUGCCAACGCUACAGGGUCUGCGCCGGCUCCUGGACCAACCACUGGUGGAAGUGGCUGUCAAUCCUACGACAUAUGCUUUGAAGAGACUGUGGGACUAACCGAAGGAGUCAAGGCACAGCAGAUCGCCCUGAGACACCAGGAGUCAUCGAAAAAGGUCAUGGUGCACAUACUUAAUCAGUGUGUGCCGAUUAAGCCCCGUAUUCGCAGAGGGGUUCAGAUGGCAAACACUAAACCUUCGGUUAAACAGUUGCAACAAUUUCUGACGAAUUGUGAGAGGGUCCAUUCUAGCGUGAGCCAACUUGUCAAGCGAGCCAGCGACAAACUCAAGGAGCUGGACAGGCACGAGUUUCAAAAACGUGACCUUGACUGGACACGGACACCCAAUCGGCAGCAAGAGAAGCGGACAGAAACGGUCAGAGAGCUCGAUGAACUGCAGAAAAGGCUCGACCGGUGCCAUGGAGACGUCUCGUCAGAUUUCUCGACGUUGGGUGAACACAACAGUGACAUUACGCGGAAAUGGAAAGCGGUCGCAAUUGGACACGCAGAGAUUACUUCCGCGAACUCCAGCAAACCCAAAAAGGAGGAGGGUGACGAAAAUCCUGACUUCAGCGAGACAAGAAUCGAAGCACGCAAUGAGCCCGAGAGACAGGAGUAUGGGUACUGUGAGAGCUUGAUGGAGAACAAAUUGCCGCUGAUGCUGGACAAUUUCGCUCAUGAACGGGACGAACUUGGGUACGCAAAUGCGGACUGUCAGUUCAAAUUGAGAAAAGCAACAGGGUCUGAUAGCACACCGUGCCCGGGUACUGCGACCGCGAACACCGGCGAUCCCAAGCUAGUCGAAGAGAACCUUUCUUUACGGAAGGAGAACAAACGACUUAAUGAGGAACUGGCCGACGCAAUACAGAGGGCAAACCCCAGCGGAGGAGGUGACAAGGCGACAUCCUCUCAGUCCCAGUCCAAGACAGAGAUGCCCAAGUCGACGGCUUCGAAGACGACUGAUCGGACUACCAUGGCCGCAUCCACAGGCCACAGGGCAUCGACUACGGCAUCGACAGCGUCGACGAAGACGCCGCCAGUUCCUGGGGAUAAGAAGUCUGGAACGGCCAAGUCUACUGUCUUCUAA